Anopheles darlingi is the source of this 2068-nucleotide messenger RNA. RefSeq names its product UDP-sugar transporter UST74c (gene frc). The transcript has a single exon. Gene Ontology annotation, cellular component: Golgi apparatus. NCBI's taxonomy places the organism in Eukaryota, Metazoa, Arthropoda, Insecta, Diptera, Culicidae. The record is from RefSeq and is a predicted model, not a curated record. Gene Ontology annotation, molecular function: GDP-fucose transmembrane transporter activity; antiporter activity. Bases 581 to 1603 code for a protein of 340 amino acids.
UCAAACCAGUGCUGCCAAUCGGCCCGGCGAUGUAGAUCCAGAUUUUCUUUCGCAAAUUUCAUGUUUGGGUUUUUGGGCUAAGGCGAGGUAAUGUUUGACCAACGGUCGUAGACGGGUGGAAGGGGUGAAGAAUGUGUGCACAAGUGUGUGGCCAAGUGCGCCAGAAGAAAUAAUCUGUGAGGAAAGUUCCCGGCGACGUUGAUUUGGAAGUGAUUAGCGAAAAUCCGUGUUCUCUUGUGAUGUGGCAAUAAGCAACGAGAUUGGCCACCUUGCGUGAUCCGUGGCCGGUAAUCAAAAGGCACGACAUACCCCGUGACGAAAGACCCACAAGAAGAAUGCUGCAUCGAUCCCCUUGCGAGAAAUCUGUUGGAAAAACGACGUUGAACCCGCGGCCGAUAGCAGCAACAUCCUGUUGUACUGCACAUCAUCAGUAUCGGAACGGCACCAUUGCGAACGCAACCCUACAGCUCAGCGAUAAGCAACAUAACCCGAAUCUCACAAGUCACCGAGCUGUAGAACAACCUUUGCACCGAGCGUCCAGCAUAAGCCCUCUUUCGACGUUAUCAUAAUUGGUUCCAAAAUGCGUACGAUAGUAGCAUAUCUGGCGAGUAGCAUGGGCGAUGUAGACGGUACACAGUUCCUGAAGCUGUCGAGCGCUAUAUUCUAUGGCCUGUCGUCGUUCCUCAUCACGGUCGUCAAUAAAACCGUCCUGACCAGCUAUCGGUUUCCCUCGUUUCUGGUACUUAGCCUUGGUCAGCUCACAGCCAGUAUCAUAGUACUGUUCGUUGCCAAGCGACUCGGCAUCGUCAAGUAUCCAGACUUCAGCCUCGAUAUUGCCCGCCGCAUAUUUCCUCUACCGCUGAUCUAUCUUGGCAACAUGAUGUUCGGACUGGGUGGAACGCAGGCGCUCAGCCUUCCAAUGUUUGCGGCCCUCCGGCGAUUUUCCAUUCUCAUGACAAUGCUCCUCGAACUUGUAGUACUUGGGAUCCGACCCACCUUUUCAGUCAAAGUGAGCGUUUUCGCGAUGAUCGGUGGAGCUAUAUUGGCCGCCGUAGAUGAUCUGUCCUUCAAUCUGCACGGUUACUUGUACGUGAUGAUCACAAACGCACUAUCAGCGGCCAACGGUGUGUACAUGAAGAAGAAACUCGACACAGCCGACAUGGGCAAGUACGGACUCAUGUACUACAAUUCGCUCUUCAUGAUGCUUCCGGCGAUCAUGGGCACGUGGCUAGUGGGGGAUCUUGAUCGAGCCUGGCAGUACGAAGGAUGGGGUGAUCCACUUUUCGCCACUCAGUUCCUGCUUUCCUGCGUGAUGGGAUUCAUCCUAACCUACAGCAUCAUCCUUUGCACGCAGCACAACUCAGCCCUUACGACGACCAUCGUCGGUUGCCUCAAGAAUAUCAGUGUCACCUACAUAGGCAUGUUUAUCAGUGGCGAUUAUGUGUUUUCGUUGCUUAAUGCCAUCGGCCUGAACAUUAGUAUAGCGGGAAGCCUACUAUACACCUACGUUACCUUUCGCAAAAAAUCGAGCAGCAGUUCUGAAGGCUCCACGGCCGACAAAGAGCGAUUGCUUCCGGCUAGUGGUCGCAUUGACAACGUUUGAGAUAGAUUUCUGUGCGGUGCGCUCCGGCGUGAUCUGACAAAACUAACAAAGCCAAAGGGUCAGAUAGAGGGGAAAACGAGGGAACUAUCUAUUUAUUAGGGGGGAAAUGUAAAAAACAUGCAUCCCUAACGGGUGCAACUUGUGAAGAAGCCCAGAUUCGGCCAUCACCGAACCGUGAGGAUUGUGUAUAGUAUAGGUCAAAGGAAAGUGCUGGCUAACGGCUAUUAUGUUCCGUUUUACUUUGCAACUCACUGCAACCGUUCUUGUCAUAGGAGGCCACAAAAACACUAAGCCGAGUAGAUAUUAAAUUUAUCUAAAAAAGAGAACAAUCAAUUUGUACCAUCCCGUUCUGUACAGUUUUACCGCUUAUGUUAGCUGUAGUGAGAAUCCGAACCGAGAGAAUUGUGAGUUUUUAAUGAAACCAAGAAACGCGAAACGGCGUUCAAUACAAAUCGCUGAAGUUAU